CUGGCAAACCCCAAGAUGUGGGAGCUCCGUUCAGUAGCCUUUACCCGGGCUGUCUUUGCUGAGUUUCUGGCCACGCUGCUCUUCAUCUUCUUUGGCCUGGGCUCUGCCCUCAACUGGCCUUCCGCCCCCCCAGACAUCCUGCAGAUCUCGCUGGCUUUCGGCUUGGCCAUCGCCACUCUGGUCCAGGCCCUGGGGCACGUCAGCGGGGCACACAUCAACCCAGCUGUGACAGUGGCUUGCCUGGUGGGCUCCCACAUCUCCUUCCUCAGAGCUGUCUUCUACGUGGUGGCGCAGCUUCUGGGGGCAGUCGCCGGGGCAGCUCUCCUGCAUGAGCUCACCCCGUCAAACAUCCGGGGACACUUGGCCAUCAACAGGCUGCACAACGACACGACUCCAGGCCAGGCCGUCACCGUCGAGCUUUUCCUCACCUUCCAGCUGGUGCUGUGCAUUUUUGCUUCCACCGAUGACCAGAGGAGCGAUAACGUCGGCUCGCCGGCCUUGUCCAUCGGCCUUUCUGUAGCCGCAGGUCACUUGCUGGGGAUCCACUACACCGGCUGCUCCAUGAACCCCGCCAGAUCUUUUGCCCCAGCUGUGAUAGUAGGAGACUUCAGCGCCCAUUGGGUCUUCUGGCUGGGGCCGUUGGCUGGCGCAGUGGUGGCCUCGCUGAUCUACAAUUAUAUUCUCUUCCCACACACUAAGACCCUAUCAGAGAGACUUGCCAUCUUCAAAGGCUUCGAGCCUGAGGAGGACUGGGAAGAGCGCGAUGUUCGCCGGAGGCAGUCGAUGGAGCUGCACUCCCCGCAGACUCUGCCAAGGGGCAUGACGGAGAAAGUCUAG
This is a messenger RNA of Gopherus flavomarginatus (Mexican gopher tortoise), 837 nucleotides long. RefSeq names its product aquaporin-2-like. The transcript has 4 exons. The record is from RefSeq and is a predicted model, not a curated record. Gene Ontology annotation, cellular component: plasma membrane; apical plasma membrane. Lineage: Eukaryota; Metazoa; Chordata; Testudines; Testudinidae. The coding region runs from base 16 to 837 and encodes 273 amino acids. Gene Ontology annotation, biological process: transmembrane transport. Gene Ontology annotation, molecular function: water channel activity.